Molecule: messenger RNA, 1436 nt
Organism: Zeugodacus cucurbitae (melon fly)
Lineage: Eukaryota; Metazoa; Arthropoda; Insecta; Diptera; Tephritidae
Exons: 2
Coding region: 105-1298 (397 amino acids)
Source: RefSeq, a predicted model, not a curated record
AUAUAAAAUGCUAGUUGAGCAACGCCACAAGCUCAGUGUCAAACCGUGGGUCCACAAUUCACAGCAUAAGUGAAAAAUUGCACCGCAAAUCAAAAAACUUGAAAAUGUCGGCGUAUAGACGAUUAUUUAUUUCGAUGAUGGGCUUGCUGGCAAUGCAGUUAGCGGCAACACACCCGCUCUUAUCAUUUAGCCCUUUGUUUGUUUCGGAAGAAGAGCAAGGAUUUGUAAGGAACAUUGAUUAUGUGGACCGUUUGCACUCUUCAGAGGAAAUGCCGACUAAAUCGGGUGACAGUAUAUGCGAUAAUUAUAUGAUACACAUGACACCAAAAAUUAUGCAAAUCACUUACGAAACAUUCGCUAAAGCUUUGGUACGCGACUCCAGAGAAGUCACUAAACAGAAGUUGAGAGAAGUGAAAGCGACGAUUUCCGAAAAAGAAACGAGUGUCGAUUAUUUUUUCCUUAUGAUGAAAACUUUUCGUAAAGUCAAUGUCACGUGGGAAGGCGAACUAAUAUACCUCGCACUUUGGGAAAUGGUUGAGGAAGCCGAAAAUUCUGAAAACGGCGUAAGGAAAACAACUUGGUUGGAUCAGUUAUUUGAACGCAUCAGAUGUACGGUGCUAACUACUGAUUUACAGCGAGUUAAAAGUAAUUUGGUGGACGAAAUCUCUAUCGAAAAAGAAAUAAGCGAACACUUCGACUUGUUUAAGCAAUUUUGGUUGGCCUACGCCAAAACAAAGAGAACACGUAGGGAGACUACCAAUGCACCAAUAGCGGAGAAGAAACGCGUAAAUGAAGAUUUUUCAUGUAUUAUUGGUAUAAUUGAGUCGCCUUUAGUCACAGCCAACAUAACAUACAGCAUAUUUGGUGAGGUCCUCACACGUGAUUCGAAAAUAGUUGUUGAAAAGAAAUUGGAGCAAUCGCAGACCAUGAAUACGAGUGAUGUAAACGAUUUGUCUAAAAUGCUGAGGAAUAUUGAGUGCGUUCAAAUUCUUAAUGCAACUCAGCAAGGACAAAUAAUGUACAAGAAACUGGAGAUAAUCAAUCGAGAAAGGGAUGAAGAUUCACUCUGGCAAAAUAAUCUUAUGUAUCGUAUUUUCUGUUAUGCGCAGAACAUGCACUCGGAUGAUUUCAGUAACUUUAUUGAGACUAUCUCAAUGACAGACACAAUUAAAGAGCACUUUGACGUAUUCAAACAAUUUUGGCUAAACUAUCCAACUGUCUAUAGUAAUGAUUCUAAAUUGUACUGGCCUUUUGAUGUUAUAUGGAGUUUCGUCAAAAAUAGUAAAAAUAUGUGUUAGUGAAUUAUUGUUUAAAAUGUUUAAAAAUAGUGUAAAGUCAAUAUUGUUUUUAUUUUGUAAAAAAAUAUGUUAUACUUAGUGAAUUUAUGACGUUGCCAUCUAAUUUAAAAUAUAUAAAAUAAAUAAUUGUCGAAUUAA